Messenger RNA from Onychostoma macrolepis, 2809 nucleotides. It is a transcript of the gene kctd9a, whose product is annotated as potassium channel tetramerization domain containing 9a. Gene Ontology annotation, biological process: protein homooligomerization; intracellular signal transduction. NCBI's taxonomy places the organism in Eukaryota, Metazoa, Chordata, Actinopteri, Cypriniformes, Cyprinidae. The record is from RefSeq and is a predicted model, not a curated record. Gene Ontology annotation, molecular function: protein binding.
UUGCGUUUUGAUUGGACAUCUGCUUCGUCAUCUUGGUACAAUGUAGCUAGGUUGGUUCUUCCUACUCUCUUUACGUAGGUAUUAGUUUAAUACAUAGAUAAGUUAGCGAGAUAUUAAUUUAUUAAUAUUUGUACAGUUAAUACGUUUAAUUAGUGUAAACAAAGCAUGCGAAGGGUGACGCUUUUUGUCAACGGAACCUCCAAAAAUGGCAAGGUUGUAGCUGUUUAUGGGACUCUGUCUGAUCUUUUGACAGUCGCGAGCAAUAAAUUGGGAAUCAGGGCUUGUAACCUAUAUAAUGGGAAAGGUGGUCUCAUAGAUGACAUUGCCCUGAUCAGAGAUGAUGAUGUGCUGUACGUGUCAGGAGGAGACGCUUUCAUCGACCCUCAGAGUGAUGGGAAAACUUCAGAUGACAUCUCAGGAUCGCACACUGAUUGGCUGACGCUGAAUAUUGGUGGGCGGCUUUUCACAACCACAAGGAGUACUCUUGUGAGUAAGGAGCCUGACAGCAUGCUGGCACACAUGUUUCGAGAGAAGGAUGUAUGGGGUAAUAAGCAGGAUGAACGAGGGGCUUACCUCAUUGAUCGCAGCCCAGAGUACUUUGAGCCCAUCCUGAAUUACCUGAGGCACGGCCAGAUCAUUGUCAACGAAGGAAUAAACUUGCUCGGAGUACUGGAAGAAGCUCGAUUCUUUGGAAUAGAGCAAAUGGCUGAACAGCUAGAAGUUGCCAUUAAGAAUUCUCAUCCACCUGAAGACCACUCUCCACUCUCACGGAAAGAAUUUGUUCGGUUUCUGCUGGCUACUCCAACCAAAUCAGAGCUACGCUGUCAGGGUCUUAAUUUCAGUGGAGCGGACCUUUCUCGGCUGGAUUUGCGAUAUAUCAAUUUUAAGAUGGCAAAUCUGAGUCGCUGCAAUCUCACCUAUGCAAACUUGUGCUGCUCAAACCUGGAGAGAGCGGACUUAUCUGGAGCCAACCUGGAUGGUGCUAAUCUUCAGGGUGUAAAGAUGCUGUGCUCCAAUGCAGAGGGAGCGUCACUGAAAGGAUGUAACUUUGGACCGUCUGGGCUCAAGGCCAAUCUAGAAGGGGCUAAUCUGAAAGGAGUUGACAUGGAGGGCAGUCAGAUGACUGGUAUAAACCUGCGUGUGGCGACGCUAAAGAAUGCUAAGCUAAAGAACUGUAACCUGCGUGGUGCUACAUUAGCCGGCACAGAUCUCGAGAACUGCGAUCUCUCAGGCUGCGAUCUACAGGAAGCCAACCUGCGUGGUUCAAAUGUGAAAGGAGCCAUCUUUGAGGAGAUGCUGACUCCACUGCACAUGUCCCAAAGUGUGAGAUAACCAAUUACAUCUCUCCCUGCCCGGCAACCUCACCAGCCAGCUAUUCACAGCUCUCCCUUACCCCGACCCCCCUUUUCGUUUCACGCUCCUGUGAAACCGUAUGCAAUACUAGCACUUGGUUUGCCCACCCCUUCUCUUUGAGCUUUACUCUCAUGCACUACUGCACAUCCAGGGUCUGUAGUCACGGCCAAAAAUAGCGAAAGCUUAGUGUAGAGAAUCCAAAUAUUUGAAAAUGCCGUUUGUCAAACCAAACUUGUUGCUUUUGGUUUUGUUUUUAUUUAUGCUUUGAGUUGAACUUUUGUUGGAUUUUACCGAAUGUAUACGUUUCAUGUUGUGUUUUGUCUCAAAUAAUGAAGUCAACAUUUCAGUCAAUCAGUAAAACCAAAUAUAUCUGUAGAAUUUUAGAUUUAGCAGUCAAUUGUAGACAGUUUAUGAUAAGGCUUAUUGUUGCACAGCUUACUGCAGGCAAAACAAGCUCAUAAUAGUAGCUUUAUGUAUGUAAAAUACCUUAAACAUCUCUUAUAACUGACAGGUCUGGUUACAAAUAUGCAACAUAAACAUAUAGCUCUUACAUAUUCUGUUUUCACAUUUACUUGUAAACCAAAUGAAUUGUUUGUUUUGGUUUCUGGUUUGCCAUUUGUUGUUUGAUCUACCUCCCAUAUAACCCGUUCUAGUUUUAAGUCAUUAAGUCAAAUGCUGUUUUUGCAACACCUAUUAAUCUUUAAUAACUGUGUAAAACACUUAGCCAUAGGUUAAUAUGCACAAUAAUUAACCAGUGGUGCCAAUAUGCUGGUUUAUAAUAUCACUUUAUUGUAUGUGUAAAUGUUUCACUUUCAGAUUUCUUAUUUUCCCCAUUUUUUAUCUUGUUUUAAUUGAAGUGAAAUGUUGAAGUGACCAACCCGCACCAAAAAUUUUAUGAUGUUUCUCAUGUCACUCAAAUCCAGUGCUUCCUUAUUUCCUUACGUUUGUUCAUCAAUAUUGUCCUACUUUUUGUUAACAUUUUGAACAUAUGAAGCACUAAAUUAGGACUUGUGCAUUCAUAUCCAAAAAUUGUGUAGCACAUUUAUGAAAUGCAUCGUAGGUCUUGUGCUGCUCAACUAUUGCGUUAUAAUAUCAUCUAACCUGAAUUAUUUGCUGCAUGGUUAAAAAAUGAAACCUAACCAUCUCGGUCAGAGAUUUCUGACAGUAGCUCAGAGUUAUUUGUUAUACAACAUGCUGUUAUUUUUCAUUUACAAAUGUUAUUGUAGGUACUCUAUCAAUCCUGUUUAAUGAAGGCAAUCAAAAUAGACUUUUGCACUUAAAGUGUGAUCCUCUAUGUAUAUCAGACCCUUGUGGAAAGGGUGCUAGCUAUUUAUUUAUGUAUCAGGCUGUAUUUAUGUAAGUGGUGGAGGGGAGGAUAUACCUGUUCUCUCUUUACCGAACUUUGUUGCACUCUGUUACGGAAGUGUGUUUCCAUAAAUAGACUGUUAUAAUCAAA